CUCCAACCCAGUCCACCCUCACUCAUUUCAUCCCCCUCAAUUGCCCCUCGAACCCGCCGCAAUGGAUCCCUUCUCUGCCGAGGGCGAGCUGAUCAACAUCCACAAUGCCUUCCACCAAGGCCAAUACGACUCCGUGAUCGACUUCGAUACCUCCGCCCUGUCCCCCGAGAACCACCUUCCCGCUCGAGUUCUGCAGCUCCGCGCCAAGAUUUCCCUCGGCCAGACGGACGACGUGCUCGCCGAUGUCCAAGGCGAGGAGGAGACCCCCGAUCUGGCGGCCGUGAAAGCGCUGGCCCAACAGGCUUCCGGAGAUGUCGAAUCCGCAUUGCAGUUGGUCCAGGACCUUGCAGAGAACUACCCCGAUAAUGCCAGUGUACAGGUCCUGGGUGGGACGUUGCUGCAGGCUCAGGGACAUAGUGAGGAGGCGCUUGCUUUGUUGACCAAGCAUCAGGGGAACUUGGAGGCUGUCGCCUUGAUCGUCCAGAUUCAUCUCCAGCAGAACCGUUCCGAUCUCGCCUUGAAGGAGGUCCAGGCUGCGAAGCGCUGGGCCCAGGAUUCCCUCUUGGUUAACCUGGCUGAGUCGUGGGUCGGAAUGAGAGUCGGCGGCGAGAAAUACCAAGCUGCAUUCUACGUCUAUGAGGAAUUAGCCUCCGCACCUAGCACCGCCGCACCUCUGUCCAUUGUUGGUCAAGCCGUGGCAGAACUUCAUCUGGGUCGGUUGCCCGAGGCCGAGGCCGCCCUGUCUGCGGCACUGGAGAAGUUCCCCGACGAGGCGGAAUUGAUCGCCAAUACUAUUGUGCUGAAUGUUUUGGCGGGCAAGCCUACGGAGGAAUUGGAGCAACACCUCGAACAAACCCACCCCUCUCACCCCCUCCUCUCCGAUGUCCAAGAAAAGAGUGCAUUGUUCGAUACCGCGGCCGCAAAAUACGCCCCGAGAGUGUCGGCUUGAUUUAGGAUAUCCGUUGUUAAUGUUUUUGUGCCUCUUGCUCGCUCGCAUUUCUACAUUGAGCCACCCUCCCAUUUUCUAUCCAUCUUGUACUCUGCCUCUCUCCUGCAUUCCCAUUCUUCUGGCUCCCUGGGCAUGAUCUUGUUUUCCAUGAUGAAUUGAUACGACGGCGUAGCUAUGUAUUAUCUAGAUAUUGUCUAGCGAAUGCCCUACUUACCUAUCUAGUCACUCCCACCCUGUCUGCUCUUGUUCUACAGUUGGAUUGGUUUAGAUUUAUCAAUACAGUCCGAUGAUUAGACCGGUGUAAUAUGAAGAUAGAAGAUC
Aspergillus sclerotioniger CBS 115572 is the source of this 1270-nucleotide messenger RNA. Its product is annotated as putative Coatomer subunit epsilon. Gene Ontology annotation, biological process: retrograde vesicle-mediated transport, Golgi to endoplasmic reticulum; endoplasmic reticulum to Golgi vesicle-mediated transport; intra-Golgi vesicle-mediated transport. Gene Ontology annotation, cellular component: COPI vesicle coat. The record is from RefSeq and is a predicted model, not a curated record. Bases 62 to 949 code for a protein of 295 amino acids. Gene Ontology annotation, molecular function: protein binding; structural molecule activity. NCBI's taxonomy places the organism in Eukaryota, Fungi, Ascomycota, Eurotiomycetes, Eurotiales, Aspergillaceae. The transcript is spliced from 5 exons.